GUUCCAAUAGUUGAAUGCAUGCAUUGAAUCAUCAUGUGAUCAUUGUAAAUUCUUGUUCAGUUUCACAAAUAAAAAGUUUCAUCGUAAUCAUGUCCUAUCGAAAUUUUAUUCGUCAUUUCAAUCGAAAUAUUCGCUUGAUAAAACCAACAACAAAUAAGCUAAUAAAAUUUGAAAAUAAUGCUCGUUUGCUUCAUCAUCAACAAAAACAUCAACCGGAAAUUUUAAAUGUUCCCGAAACUAAAGUUUCGACAAUAUCAAAUGGAAUUCGUGUAGUGACCGAAGAUUCAGGCAUUCCGACCUGUACGAUCGGCUUAUGGAUUGAUGCAGGUAGUCGAUAUGAAACACCAGAAAAUAAUGGUGUCGCACAUUUUCUUGAACAUAUGGCCUUUAAAGGAACGCAGAAACGAACUCAAAUGCAAUUAGAAUUAGAAAUUGAAAAUAUGGGUGCCCAUCUGAAUGCCUAUACAUCACGUGAACAGACUGUUUAUUAUGCUAAAUGUCUUCAAAAUGAUAUCAAAAAUUCUUUGGAUAUAUUGGCCGACAUUAUACAGCGUUCAAAAUUCGGAAAAGAAGAAAUCGAACGUGAACGAAGUGUAAUAUUACGCGAAAUGCAAGAAGUGGAAAAUAAUCUUCAAGAAGUUGUUUUUGAUCAUUUACAUGAUGUCGCAUUCCGUGACACACCAUUAGGAAUGACAAUUUUAGGUCCGAUCGAAAAUAUCCAACGAAUCAAUCGUAAUGAUUUAAUUAGCUAUAUAAAUACACAUUAUAAAGGACCACGAAUUGUUGUAGCUGGUGCUGGUGGUACUCAUCAUGAUCAGAUUGUUGAAUUAGUUGAUUUUUAUUUUGGUGAAAUGGAUCGUGAUGCAUCGAAUAUUCGACCAGAACCAUGUCGAUAUCAAGGUGGUGAUGUUCGUUUAAAUGAUCCAUCGAUGAAUCUUAUUUAUGGUGCAUUAGCAGUUGAAGCUACCGGUUGGAUUAAUGCGGAUAAUAUUGUUCUAAUGAUUGCUAACACAUUAAUCGGUUCAUGGGAUCGAUCAUUAGGUGGUGGCUUUAAUAGUUUUUCUUAUUUAGCACAAACCUCAAUGCAAAAAGAUCUAUGCAAUAGUUUUCAAUCAUUCAAUACCUGUUAUAAAGAUACAGGAUUAUGGGGUGUAUAUUUUAUUGGCGAUAAAACGAAAACAAAUUCAUUCAUUCAACAUCUAAUUCAACAAUGGCAACAAUUAUGUACAGAUGUUACUGAAGAAGAAUUGGAAAGAGCUAAAAAUCUAUUGAAAACAAAUAUGAUGCUACAAUUGGAUGGAUCGACUCAAAUCUGUGAAGAUAUUGGUCGUCAAAUGUUAUGUUAUGGACGACGAAUAUCAUCCAUUGAAAUUGAAUCUCGUAUUGAUUCAAUUGAUUUAGAUUAUUUUAAAAAAAUAUGCCAACAAUAUAUUCGAAAUCGUCGACCAGUAUUGGCUAUUGUUGGUCCAACCGAUUCAAUCGAAUCAUAUGAUCAUAUUGAGCAAUCAAUGAAAUGGUAGUAAAAAAUAGUUCAUUUAUCUAGGUUUUUUUUAAUAAAAAAAAAAUCAUUGCUGUUGUUUCCUUCUCCACCCACCAUAUUGUAAUGAAAUUUUCUUUUUUAUCUAAAAACGUUAUAUUAAAAAUGAUUAUUUUUCAAUUUCA
Dermatophagoides pteronyssinus (European house dust mite) is the source of this 1662-nucleotide messenger RNA. RefSeq names its product Ubiquinol-cytochrome c reductase core protein 1 (gene UQCR-C1). The record is from RefSeq and is a predicted model, not a curated record. NCBI's taxonomy places the organism in Eukaryota, Metazoa, Arthropoda, Arachnida, Sarcoptiformes, Pyroglyphidae. Gene Ontology annotation, cellular component: mitochondrion. Gene Ontology annotation, molecular function: metal ion binding; metalloendopeptidase activity.